Molecule: messenger RNA, 1785 nt
Organism: Orycteropus afer afer
Lineage: Eukaryota; Metazoa; Chordata; Mammalia; Tubulidentata; Orycteropodidae
Gene: LRRC39
Product: leucine rich repeat containing 39
Molecular function (GO): protein binding
Source: RefSeq, a predicted model, not a curated record
AAUAUUACAUUAAUUGAUUUUGCAAACAAUGGUUCUUUCUGAGAUGGCAUCUGUGAUUCAGCUCUUCAGAACUUAAUGAAGCUGGUGACCCUGUUGGCAAUGUGGAGAAAUCAUGACAGAAAAUGUAGUUUGUACUGGAGCUGUCAAUGCUGUAAAAGAAGUUUGGGAAAAAAGAAUACAGAAACAAAAUGAAGAUCUGAAGAGAGAGAAAGAAUUUCAACAGAAGCUAGUGAGGAUCUGGGAAGAGAGAGUUAGCUUAACCAAAUUAAGGGAAAAGGUCACAACAGAAGAUGGAAGAAUGGUUUUAAAGAUAGAAAAAGAAGAAUGGAAGACCCUCCCUUCUUCACUACUGAAACUGAAUCAGCUACAGGAAUGGCAACUUCAUAGAACUGGAUUGUUGAAAAUUCCUGAAUUCAUUGGAAGAUUCCAGAAUCUGAUUGUGUUAGAUUUAUCUCGAAAUACAAUUUCAGAGAUACCUCGAGGAAUUGGACUGCUCACUAGACUUCAGGAAUUGAUUCUUAGCUACAACAAAAUCAAGACUGUCCCCAAGGAACUAAGUAACUGUGCCAGUUUGGAGAAACUAGAACUUGCUGUUAACAGAGAUAUCUGUGACCUUCCACAAGAGCUCAGCAAGCUGUUAAAUCUUACUCACCUUGAUUUGAGUAUGAACUAUUUUACUACAAUCCCUCCUGCUGUGUUGAAUAUGCCUUCCCUUGAGUGGCUUGACAUGGGAAGCAAUAGACUUGAACAACUUCCUGAUACUAUAGAAAGAAUGCAAAGUUUACAUACUUUAUGGCUGCAACGGAAUAAAAUAACAUGCUUGCCAGACACAAUCAGCAAUAUGAAAAAUCUGGGUACUCUUGUUCUCAGCAACAAUCACCUGCAAGAUAUUCCAGUGUGCAUGGAGGAGAUGACAAAUCUGAGGUUUGUCAACUUUAGAGACAAUCCACUAAAAUUGGAAGUAAAACUUCCUCCCAGCGACAUCAUAGAUGAAGAAGAACAAGAAUUAUUUGGCCUUCAGUUUAUGCAUGCAUAUAUACAGGAGUCACGGAGAAUAGCAGCCCUUCAGUUCUGGUAUUUGCCACGGACAAAUUCUGACAAUAUACAAAUACAGGUAUGACCCUGAAAAAUGUUAAGAUAACCAAGUCAACUGUUGACAACAUUACUGGUCUCUAAAAAUAUGAUACAUAAUAUAAUUCAAGAUGCCCUGCUGAAGAGGACUACUUUGGGAACUUGGUGAAUUCUCUAAUGUUUGGACUUCUGAAGUCAAAAACAAACCUAUUACCAAAGUUUCAUGAGACCAUGACAUUUUUCCAAAGUUCAUAUUCUGCUAUUUAAAUUUACAUGAAUAUAAAAAAUUUAAAAUGCUAGUUUUUGGUGAAAGACAGAUGUUCCAAAUUUCUUUUCCACUAAGCAACUGUUUCUGGUGAUAAAGAAUGAUUUGGUAGAGCUGUUAAUAGUACAUUUUCCAAAGACACGAGAGGAUCUACAUAGUACUGUAACGCAGGAGUGAAUCCCUUCUGCUGUAAAUACUGUACUCGGCCUUGGUCAAUCAGCAAUUUACAGAGAUGCCCUAUUUUCUUCUUUUCUCCAACAGUAAGAAAUCUAAAUCAGACAAACAUACAUAAAACAAUGUUAAAAUUUUAUAAACAUUUAUAAAAAGUCAUUUUAGUCACUUCUAUUUACAGAGUAGCUAUUAAAUAACCCAUAAUAUGACAGGUACUAUAAUCCAUGUUUCCAAGAUCCAUUUAAUUUAUGACCACAACAAAAAAAAGUAUAUAAUUU